This is a messenger RNA of Hibiscus syriacus, 921 nucleotides long. RefSeq names its product xyloglucan endotransglucosylase/hydrolase protein 20-like. Bases 105 to 752 code for a protein of 215 amino acids. The record is from RefSeq and is a predicted model, not a curated record. Gene Ontology annotation, molecular function: hydrolase activity, hydrolyzing O-glycosyl compounds. The transcript is spliced from 2 exons. Gene Ontology annotation, biological process: carbohydrate metabolic process. NCBI's taxonomy places the organism in Eukaryota, Viridiplantae, Streptophyta, Magnoliopsida, Malvales, Malvaceae.
UUCCGAGAGAGGAAUAGGAGGCUGGCUAGUGGCUGGAAAAGAGUCGACUAACCAAAAUAGUUAGAUCUCACUCUCUCAGUUUCCCUCUGCUAGCAAACUUGACAAUGGCGGAUCCAUCACUUCACCAUGAAGUUCAACCCAUCAAAGAAAUAGCCAUAGACUAUACUCCAGAGGCCUGCACCCACUGUCCCGUCUCCAACUCCAUCACACUCACCUUCGACCACCGCGGAGGCGCCAGAUGGCGUUCCACCACUCGCUUCCUCUACGGCACUUUCACUUCCCUUAUCCAAUGCCCCAAAGGCAACACCAGUGGCCUCAACUUCAAUAUUUACCUCUCCUCUCUCGAAGGCGACAAAUCCCAAGACGAGAUCGAUUUCGAGUUCCUUGGCAAAGACAAAACUAUAGUCCAAACCAAUUACUACUCAACAGGAACUGGGAACAGAGAGCAGAUUCAUGAUCUGGGUUUUGACUGCUCCGAUGGGUUCCAUGAAUACACAAUCAAAUGGAAUCCUGAUUCUAUAGAGUGGGUUAUUGAUGGGAAGGUGGUGAGGAAAGCGGAGAAGAAGGAAGGUGAGGGAUUUCCUGAGAAGCCCAUGUUUUUGUACGCUUCGGUUUGGGAUGCAAGCUACAUUGAUGAAGCUCGAUGGACUGGGCCUUACAUUGGCUCCGAUGCUCCCUAUGUUUGUCUCUAUAAGGAUAUUCAAGUGCCUGUCAACAACACUGUUGUCGAAUGUUCUUGUGAUUCAUCAUGAUCUGGCCUGUUCUUGCUUUCUUUCGAGUUGUGUUCGUCUGAGUGUCUCUUGUUGUUUGAUGGAUCUUUUCUUUGGGUUUUCCCUAUAUUAUCUUUUACUCUAUUGUGUGUUGCAAGUUGUAAUUCGCUCUCUGGUUCGUCUUAAUAAUCUCAUUUUCCUUUCAUAAAAA